Lampris incognitus (smalleye Pacific opah) is the source of this 2484-nucleotide messenger RNA. RefSeq names its product microtubule-associated protein 7b (gene map7b). The transcript has 20 exons. Lineage: Eukaryota; Metazoa; Chordata; Actinopteri; Lampriformes; Lampridae. Gene Ontology annotation, biological process: microtubule cytoskeleton organization. The coding region runs from base 1 to 2358 and encodes 785 amino acids. Gene Ontology annotation, cellular component: microtubule cytoskeleton. The record is from RefSeq and is a predicted model, not a curated record.
AUGGCGGACCGGGACGGCAGCGACGCAUCUCAUACCGACUCCCAAGCAUCUUACUCCCAGUGUAGAUCGGAGGAGGGUGGAGUGUCCUCAGCCACCCGUCCUGACUCCUCAGGCUCUGGACAGACUUUCAGUCCCACCUUGACCUCCACCCCUAUCCCCACAACCAGCUGCAACAGCCCAAACAACAACAAUGCUGCCACCAAAACGGACUCGUUGCUCUACAACAAGAUUGAUGAGAGGCAGAGGUUGGCCCGUGAACGCCGUGAGGAACGCGAGAAACAAAAUGCUGCCAGGGAGGCCCAGUGGCAAGAACGUGAGGAGCGAGCCAGGCAGCACUAUGAGAAGCACCUGGAGGAGAGGAAGAGGAGGCUGGAGGAGCAGAGGAUAAAGGAGGACAAGAGAAGAGUUGCCGUGGAGGAGAAACGGCGGCAGAAAAUAGAGGAGGAUAAGGUUCGUCAUGAGGCUGUGAUGCGUCGAACUCUGGAGAGGAGCCAGAGAGCGCGACAGAAAACCAACCGCUGGUCCUGGGGAGGGGCACUGCAUACAAACACACCCAGCACACCAGCCGGUUUUGUUGAGUCGGCUUUCCUCUAUCCACUUGACCUUGCAGGGCUGGAGCAUAUGCAGGGUGCUUUCAGUCUCUACCGCAGAUAUGGAAUGACCUCCCAAUAUGCCGACAGGCGGUCAGUGUCCACGAUGAAUCUCUCCAAGCACACGGACCCAGUCAUAACCAAACGCCUCUCCUCCUCUUCAGCCACACUCCUACACUCACCAGAUAGAGCCUUACAGAUGAGAACAGCCUCCUCUCCCGCCAUUAGCAAAGCUCAGUCCAAACUUCGCCUACACCAGGGAAAGAGCGGCCAACACAAAACCACAGGUAUGCGCCGUCUGCCAUUGACACCUUGGGAGAACACAAUGGUGAACCGCCUGCAGCAGCCCACACACUCCUACCUGGCCCGCAGCCGCAGUGCCAUGAGUCUCUCUGGAGAGCAAACGGUGUCCUGCCACCCCAUGGGCUCCAUGUCCUUCAAGACCCUGCAGGCUCAGCCACUGCCGCACUCCCGCAGCCACGAUAGGAGCCUCAGCAGGGAGACAUCCUCCUCUGCUGCCCGCAGGAGGACCACCGGAAUAGUACAGCAUAAGGACCGGGACUGUGUCAGAAAGUCAUGGAGCAAUCUCACACUCCCUCUGGCUCCCACCUUUACCUUGCCACCUAGCAAACGUUCCCAAUCACCAGGCAAGAAGAAGAGCAAAGUAACGGCACCCUCUCCUGGCAGACCGCCACAGAAGGUGGUGGGUCGCCCCCCCACCCCCAAGCUGCUUAAGUCUCAAGGGGCAGAGGACCCUGGGAACCUGCGUCCAGUCAGGGUCACACCAGAGAGCCGAUACCACUCCCCCUCCCCCGGAGCUCAAGGAGAGGAGGGAGAGCAGGUCCUCAGCCCUCCCCAGCCUCGGCCUCAGCCACUGGGCCAAAACAAGACCAGUGCCGAGCAAACAUCACCAGCAACUCAACUGACAGCCAGCGAGUGUGUGAGCAGUCCUCCGGCCCACAAACCAUCAGCAGGGACCACAGAUCCGGAGGAGGCCAGCCGCAUCCUGGCUGAAAAGCGACGGCAGGCUCGUGAGCAGAGGGAGAGAGAGGAGGAGGAGCGCAGGUUACAUGAAGAACGGGAGAGACUAGCCAAGGAGGAGAUGGCUCGACGUAAAGCAGAGGAGCGAGCAAGGAGGGAGGAGGAGGCACAGCGGCAGGCAGAGGAGAGGAGGGAGAGGGAGGAAGAAGAGAGGAAGGUGGAGGCAGAAAGACUCCAGAGAGAGAGAGAGGAGGCGGAGCGACUCCAGAAACAGAGAGAGGAGGAGGAGUCUCGACAGAGAGAGGAGGUGGAGCGACUGAGGCAGGAGAGAGAGAAACACUUCCAGAAGGAGGAAGCUGAACGCCUUGAAAGAAAGAAGCGUCUAGAGGAGAUCAUGAAGAGAACCAGGCGCUCGGACACAGCAGAGAAGAAAGUCACUCCUCACAAGAAUGGAGAUGAUUCAGUAAACCCUGGUUCUUCAGGCCAGUCAUCGGUGAGGGUGUCAACAGGUCAACAUAGUAAUGGCAAUGGUCAACCAGCCUCUAUGCUGAUCGCUGGCCCUAACCCUGACCCCAGCUCUGCAACACUGUCCCCUGCUGGCCAGAGGGAGAAUGGUGAGUUUGAGGAGGUGAUUGUACUGCCUCCUGAAUCCAGGCUGUCUCCUGCUGCGGCAGAGGAGCAGCAGGAGGAGAGCAUUCCUGUCAUAGCCUUCAGGGAGAAUGGCCUCCUCAAGCCUCUCAGCGGACUGGAUGACGUAUCAGCCCAACAGGAAACGGAUGUUGCCUGAUAACCCUGAAAGGACCAGGGGAUGCCACAGAGAACAGAAAGAGAGCAAGUGAGCGAGUAAAGGAGAGAUGUUGGACUCAGAAAAUUAAGUAUUUGUACCAUCACCCCCCAGCAGGAGUCUACGUUC